Messenger RNA from Staurois parvus, 795 nucleotides. The record is from the annotation of a GenBank genome assembly. NCBI's taxonomy places the organism in Eukaryota, Metazoa, Chordata, Amphibia, Anura, Ranidae.
AUGGUGGUGGAGGUGGAGAGCUUCUAUGGUGUCUACCUCUUAUAUUGCACCAACCCAAAAUACAAAGGGCGCGUCUACAUCGGCUUCACGGUGAACCCAGAGAGGCGCAUCCAGCAACACAAUGGGGGCAAGCACAAAGGUGGAGCCUGGAAGACGAGUGGAAGAGGGCCCUGGGACAUGGUCCUGAUUGUUCAUGGUUUCCCCAAUGAUAUUGCAGCCCUGAGGUUUGAGUGGGCAUGGCAGCACCCCCACGUGUCCCGCAGGCUGACCCACGUGCCACGUAAGACAAAGAAACAGUCCAGUUUUGACUUCCACCUGACGGUCCUCUAUCACAUGCUUCGUGUGGCCCCGUGGAAUCGCCUACCACUCACCCUGCGUUGGCUGCGACAGGAGUACCAUAGGGAGCUGCCCCCUCUGCUCCAGCCUCCUCUUCACAUGCCCAUGGCUUUUGGGCAGGUGAGGGCACGUCCCAUCUCUAAAACACAAGGAGAGAAGGGCCAAGGGGGGGAAGGGACUGCUCAGCUACCCCCACCACAGCGAUGCCGGGUGUGCUACGAUAAAGUGCAGAGUGAAGAGGACGCCCUGCGCUGCUUCCAUCCCGGCUGCACUCUGACCGCACAUAUCAUUUGUCUGGCUAAACUCUUCCUCCUGAAACAGCCACAACAGCUUCUCCCCGUGGAGGGUCCGUGUCCAAGUUGUGGAAAUUCUGUGCUGUGGGGGGAUCUGAUCCGACACAAGAAAGGCUGCUAUGGAGAUCUGGAGGAAGUUUCAAAUUCCCAGGUACACAAAUAUUGA